Messenger RNA from Terrapene triunguis (Three-toed box turtle), 2582 nucleotides. Its product is annotated as myosin light chain kinase 3. Gene Ontology annotation, biological process: positive regulation of apoptotic process; protein phosphorylation; intracellular signal transduction. Gene Ontology annotation, cellular component: cytoplasm; nucleus. The coding region runs from base 1 to 2469 and encodes 822 amino acids. The transcript has 14 exons. Gene Ontology annotation, molecular function: protein serine/threonine kinase activity; ATP binding. NCBI's taxonomy places the organism in Eukaryota, Metazoa, Chordata, Testudines, Emydidae. The record is from RefSeq and is a predicted model, not a curated record.
AUGACCACCUCCAGUAGGACGAAUUCUGCUACAUCCAGGGUAAACUCCUUGGUCAAAAUAUUUGAUCCGAGUGCGUUACAAAACCAGGGGCUUGCUAAUGAAGUAGAAACCACCCAAAUUCCUCUUGCUGCAAGCAAACAUGUCAGCUCCUCUGAAAGUUUUAACACGUUGGAUGUGAAGUUUGCCUCCCUUGGUCAGAAAAUAGAUAAGUUGUUGACUAUGCAGGACAAUGUCCUUCAGACGCUAAACAGUGUUUCCCAGGAAAUGUGUUGCAUUGAAAAAGACAUUGAGAUGUUAAAGGCAAAAGCAACUGAACCUGGACCCACCACAGAAACAAGUGAGAAGCUAAAUAACUCUGAAAUGAAGGGGCUGUGCAUAGAAAUGACCAAUACCCUUUCUGACAUGAACAAGAGUGCAGAGCAGCAAGCUAAAAGAUUAGAUGGAAUGGAACAAAUAGUGCUGGGGUUACAGGAGCUUAUAGGGUUUGUGGCUGAGAAGUUUAAAACGUGUAAAAUCACUGAUUUAAUUCUCAAAAACAAAGCUCCUCCUAAGCUUGUCAAGGUUGGCAGUUACUUAAAGAACUAUAAGGUUGGAAACAAUUCCAGAAUGAAGACUUUCUCAGACAAAAGGGAUACUGGCACGUCCAGCAACAGAAACGAAAAGGCCAUCAGGGAUCAGAAAGAAAAGGAGAAGUCAUGUUUAAGUGUGAAGGGAACAAAGUUUAUAAAAAAGAAGAAACCACCCGAUUCCACAGAGGGAGCCAACCAAGAAAACCAGUCCUGCCCUCACAAAGAAACGGUCCAUAUGCUCAAUAAGGAAAAUACUGAAAAGGCAAGUGCUUUUUUGGUUCAAAGGAGUUCUCCCAAAUCUCAAGGGCCAAAGAACAAGGGAGAGGAUUUAGCUUUGAAAAGGCAGAAGGAACACACAAAGAGCUAUGUUCAAACAUCCUUCAGUAGAAGAAAGAGCCAAGGAGCAGAGGUUGCUGUUGAUGACAUUAACCAAAGGAUAACAGGGCAAGAUGAAGAGAAGGAAAGUGAAUCCCUGGAAGGUGUGAAGAGGGCUGGUGGACAGCAAGUGCCUGAAGAAGAAAGGCAAGAGGAGGAAGAAGAAGAGGAUGAUGCUGGUCACUGUGAAGAAGAGGAGGAAGAAUCAGCAACUGCAUCCCAAAAUGAACAUGAGAUAGAGGAUGAUGAGGGUCCAGCAGAAAGCCAGGGACAAGAUGCACGGCUUCAAAGGUGUAAAGGCAGUGAAAAAGGCACAGGAAGCAAACCAUCAGAGACGUUCUCCCAGAACCCUGAGCAGACCUGCCAGCUUGAGCAUAGAGGCAGCAGUAAGCGUCGAGUGAAUGAUGAAGGUCUAAUCAAAGCUGACAACAAAAAGAGCAGGGUAGACGCAGAGAGUGCUGGUGACAAAUGUAAACGUAAAGAGGCCAUUAAACCAAAUACUCCACAAGACAAACCAAAGGCAGCUGAUUCCACUGGUACAGAGAGUGAUAAUCAAGCAGAGGCAUCUAUAGAAGAUUUGGUGACUGUAAUUGGUGAUGGUCCUGCUCCUCCAGCGCCGUUUGAUCACCGGAUUGUCUCAGCAAAAAAGGCAGUGGUCAACAGUUAUUAUGAAGUCAACCGGAACGAAGUUCUGGGAGGAGGGCGAUUUGGUCAGGUGCACAAAUGUGAAGAAAAAGCAACAGGUCUCAAGUUAGCAGCAAAAAUUAUAAAAGCCAGAGGUGCUAAAGAAAAGGAAGAAGUAAAGAAUGAAAUCAAUGUCAUGAACCAGUUAAACCACACAAACCUUAUCCAGCUGUAUGAUGCCUUUGAAUCCAAAAAUGACAUUGUUCUGGUCAUGGAAUAUGUGGAUGGAGGAGAAUUAUUUGACCGAAUUAUUGAUGAUAACUACAGUUUGACAGAGAUGGAUACCAUCUUGUUCACAAAACAGAUCUGUCAAGGGAUUCAAUACAUGCAUCAGAUGUACAUUCUUCAUUUAGACCUGAAGCCCGAGAAUAUCCUGUGUGUGAAUCGAGCUGCUUAUCAAAUAAAAAUUAUUGAUUUUGGAUUGGCAAGAAGAUAUAAACCCAGAGAAAAACUUAAAGUGAACUUUGGCACUCCGGAAUUCCUCGCUCCUGAAGUUGUGAACUAUGACUUUGUCUCCUUUCCCACGGACAUGUGGAGUGUAGGAGUCAUUGCCUACAUGCUGCUCAGUGGAUUGUCUCCUUUUCUGGGUGACGAUGACAAUGAGACUCUCAACAAUAUCCUGGCUUGUAGCUGGGAUUUCGAAAAUGAGGAAUUUCAGGAUGUUUCUGAAGAAGCCAAAGACUUCCUCUCAAAACUUCUAAUCAAGGAAAAAAGCUGGAGAAUGAGUGCAACUUCAGCCUUAAAACAUCCUUGGUUAUCAGACCAUAAACUCCAUUGCGGACUACACAAGCAGAGGAAGGCUAAGUGCCACUCAGAGUCUCAAGCACCCAUGGCUCAAUGACCUUUCCAAGAAAGCUGCCAAAUGGAAGAAAAGCUGCUGCAUUGUUACUGCUGGUAAGAGAUUUGGAGAUAUCAGCAGUUCUGGUGCUUUGACCUUGUGAUGACUUGAGGCUU